ACAACACGCGCUUGUCCGCCAUGUCUAGCAUCAGUCGUCUGACAACGAAAGAAAUCAAAGAUUUACAAAGACAGAAAACGAAAGCUCAAGAAAGAGGAAAUUUACUUGAAGAAGCGAAGUUGUGUAAUAAACUGGGAGAUUUGUUUGCGAGAUGUGGAAAAUACAAUCAAGCAAUUAUCGAGCAUCAGUCAGAGCUACAGCUCUCCAAUUCAUUGGAUCUGCCAACUGAUUCAGGCAUCGCACAUCGCAAAUUAGGAGAGUGUCUCUGUGAAUUGGGUCAAUACGAAAAGGCUCUAGAGCAUCAACAGCAACACCUUGAUUUGGCCAAACUUUCAAGAGAUGUCAAAGAACAACAGAGAGCAUAUGCCACUAUUGGUAGGACAUGGUUUGUGUGGUCUCAGGGAGAUCAGACGGUGGAAGCUCAAACUAAACUGAAUGAGGCUGAACGUGCCUACUUGGAGAGUCAGGGAAAAUGUAAUGAGUUACAAGGUUUAGUCUCUGAGAAAGAACUUUUCUCAAUGAAGGGAAGGCUAUUUCUUAAUCUGGGCUUAGUCCAUGAGCAACAAAGUAGAAAGAAAAAUGUACGAAAAGCCAGAAAAUUUCUGGAGUGCGCUUUGAAGCUUUCUCAUGAAAGUGGUGACUGUGAGACAGAAUAUCGAUCGCAGUUAUCUCUUGCUUCAUCGUUUUUGCAUGACAGUAUGGUGUCGUAUGCUCUUCGAUGCUAUGAUGCUGCUGAGAAAAUUGCCAAGGAACAAAGAAACACGACUUGGGAAGCUGAAGUUUAUGAGGGCAUGGGGCAGGCACACGUUGUGACUAGCAACUUCAAAGCAGCAAAGAAGUAUUUUAAAUUAGCGUUCAAGAAGAUUGGUACAUCUAAUUCAGAUGAACAACGAACGUUGAGUGUAAAUCUGAAGAGAGUGAGGAAAGCAGUGAAAUUAGAAAGAUCUCUAAAUGCAACUGAAGGAGAAGCAAAGGAGGAAGCAGUGAACAUGUGGGACAAGCUGGGAGAUCUCUGUGCUGGAUUGAGAACCUAUCAAAAAGCUGUUGACUGUUACGAGAAACAGCUUUCAUUGUGUCGGGAGCUUGGUUGGACAGGACAUCGAAUAGCACCAGUUCUUUAUUCGCUUGCGAGAACACAUCAGGACAGAAGAGACUUUGAUCAUGCAAUUAAGUAUUACAAGAUGGAAAUUGAAGCUCAAGAGAGCAAACCAAAAGAGCAAUGCAGCAGCUGGUGUUGGAUAGGACGAAGUCAUGUUGAUGCUAAUCACAGCUUUAAUGAAGUUAUCAGUGCCUACUGUAGUGCUCUACAGUGUGCAAAAGAUGCUAACAGUUUAAAGCAACAGUGUGAUGUCAUCCAGCAAAUGAUCAGUCUUUACGAGAAAGAGGGAGACAAAGAAAAGAGUACUGAGCUGGAGGGAGAGUUGAGGAAACUGGAGAUCAAGCAAGGCACAGCUGAAGAAUGGAGUCAAGAAACAGAUGAGGCAAGUGAAAUUAUGGACACUGACCCAAGUGAAGAUGAAGAAAGUGAUGGUGAAACAAUGUCUUCUGAUUCAGACACUGUUGAUGAAGAGACUGGUACAAGGAAGAGCAGACGGGUUAACAGUGUAAAGAUUGAUAAGGUCAAUGCAAAGGGCGAGACAUUGCUUCACCAAGGUUGCAUUGCAAACAAUAUGCGAUUGGUGCAAACCCUACUGGCUGAGGGAGCAACAGUUCGCUGUCGUGAUUAUUGUGGUUGGACUCCAUUACAUGAGGCCGCUAAUCAUGGUUACUGUGAUAUUGCCCUUCUUCUACUUCAAAAUGGUGCCAAUGUGAACGAUCCUGGUGGUCUCAGCUGUGAUGGAAUUACUCCUCUUCACGAUGCUGCUAUCAAUGGCCAUAUUGAUGUUGUGAAGUUGCUUGUAGAUUAUGGUGCAGAUCUAUUUUUGCAGAAUGCAAAGGGAAUGACUGCUUUAGAAUUGGUAAAAGACCAGCUUGACAGUGAUGAUGAAGACGACGACGACGACGAGGCUGAUGGUGAUCAAAUAUUUUCAAGACGGAGAGCUGUUUGUCAAUACUUGACAGAAAAAGUAGAGGCAUUUAGUCCUUUAAACAAACGGUCUCGCAAGGAAGUUGACAGUGUUGUAGGAUAUGAUACAGAUGACUCUCCACCACAUUCUGCUAACCGAUCUCGUGCUAAGAAAGUUGGCGAACGGAAAAGCAGACACAGCAGUAAGAAACGCAGAAAUGAUUUUGACAGUGACUCCGACAGUAUGGAGAUUGUCGUAACUAAUGGCAGUAAAAAUUAUGAAUUACCAGUUGUACACACAGAUGAGUGUGAAGUGCUAUGUGAUUCACCUGACAAAGAAUCCUCGGAGAUGGAAAGUGUGUUGCCUCUCAGGGGGUCUAACAUGGAAACUUCGUGUUUCGAUGUCAAUUUGUUAAAUGCUUCAAACGAAAUUGCCAAAGCUCAAGAUAUGGUUGAGGUUCCUGCUCUUCUUCCAGAAUCAGAUGGUAGUGAUCAACAAGCCGGUACUGAUGAUAACUGGCUUAUUGAUGACAUUGGUCCUAAUGUCAAACGACGGCGUACAAAUAAGUCUGCAACACCGCGAAAGGCUCGUGUCAGUCGCAAAAGAACAUCAGACAACAUGAGAACUGGAGAGCAACACGAUAAUUAUAAUCUUGUUACUGAUAGUGCUAGAGGUUCAACUGAAACUUUGGUCAAUGCUCAAACGAGACCAAAAAGGAGUAGUCAUAACAUAGUGGAUGGUUCAUCAUCUCACAAUGUUAGCCCAAUGAGAGUCAAGGUGUCUGUGAUGGGAAAAGUGUUUGUUAUUCCAUGCCCUUCUAUUGAAGAGAAUGAAUCAUUGCAUGGACCAAAGAUUGAAUGGGUGGCUAGUGAGGCAGCAAGUCGGUACUAUGCAAUGAGUGGCCUUAUGCCAAGGCUGACGUUGAAGACACGUGAAGGAGCAUUAUUUGACCCUAAUGAUUGUGUUACAAACGUGCUGGUAAACAAUGAAGAGCUGAUAGGUCAUGUGGAAAGCUGGAACCUGCCACCUCUCAGUGACCGAUACCUUAAAGCAUGUACUUCUGUCGGUCAAGAAAUUUGUCCACACAUUCUUCGAGUUAUCGAAUCUGAUGCUGAUCCAACAGAAAUAAUGCUUCAGGAUCAAUUGAUAUCUCCAGAAAUUUCUGUUCCGUUCUUCAGGGCUCUUCAGUGUCAAUUAUCUCUCAGCAAAUUGUUUUUAUCUGGCAAUCAGAUUGGAAAUACGGGGUUUGUUCAGUUGGGUGUGUCAUUGUGUACUCUUCCCAAUAUGGCACACCUUGAUGUGAGCCUCAACAACAUCACGUAUGAAGGACUGACGGGCUUUGUUGAACAGCUUAUUGAAAGGAAUGCUGGUGAAUUUGGUGGAGUUAGCACAGCAGGACAGCCUCUUGACAAACUCUGUGACUUAAAUUUGAGUUACAAUUCACUUGGCGAUGAAAGCGCUCAUUCUCUGACAAAGCUUCUCAAUCUCUGUGUGUCAUUGUCAUGUCUAACUAUUGAUGGAUGCAGAUUUACUAACAACUUCAGUUCAGGACUAAGGAUGUAUCACAAACAAGGUAUCCAGAAGCUUAGUGUGGCCCAUAAUGAGUUGGGUGGAGCAGGUGUCCAAUCCUUACUGCAGACCAUUUCUUCUGCUUGUCUCAAACUGAUCAACUUGUCAUGUUGCAACUCUGCAGAUCACAGCAUUCAUGCCAGGUUCUCAACAAGCAUUACAGAAACGUUUCUUUUUGAGACUUCCCUACAUUUGGAAACUGUCAUUUUGUCUGGCUGUCAUCUGACGGAUAUUGAUUGCGAUAUACUGGAACCAUUCCUUAGUUCAAAUCCACUGCAGCAAUUGAUUCUAAGUGCCAACAACCUCGGUCCAAACGCUGGUCAUGUGCUUGCUAGAGUCAUCAAUUCAUGUCGUUCACUUAAGGUUCUGAACAUUGCUGGAAAUCCUGCUUUCGGUAAUGAAGGAAUCCGUGUGUUGCUAUCUGUAGCAGCUGCUCGGCUGGAAGUCUUGGAUAUUUCUGGAUGCGGCCUAACCAGUCCAUUGCCUCAUGAGGUGGUCAGUCUUGACUCUCUUUUACAGUCCGAGUCGAUAUGCCUUCGUCGUCUCUUGCUAUCAAACAACAACUUGACUGAAGAAGAUCGAAGUACAAUGGGUGAGGCUUGGAAACUAUUAUGGGGAGAAAACGGUAUGUUGUGCACAAAUGACGAUUUUCAUUUUACUCUGGCUGUUGCUGGAAAUAGAGAGACAGUUGGUAAUGAAAAUGUAGGUAAUAAGUAAGAUAUUUUCAUUUGUACAAUAAUUAUUGCAAUUUGCAUUUAUAUUUAUAUCAAAAUACAUGUAGUAGACAUACUACCAUCGGUUCU
This is a messenger RNA of Corticium candelabrum, 4378 nucleotides long. RefSeq names its product tonsoku-like protein. Lineage: Eukaryota; Metazoa; Porifera; Homoscleromorpha; Homosclerophorida; Plakinidae. Bases 21 to 4292 code for a protein of 1423 amino acids. Gene Ontology annotation, molecular function: protein binding. Gene Ontology annotation, biological process: replication fork processing; double-strand break repair via homologous recombination. The transcript has 16 exons. The record is from RefSeq and is a predicted model, not a curated record. Gene Ontology annotation, cellular component: nuclear replication fork.